AUGUCGAGAAUCUCCGUUACCGCCCUCCCGCCUACUACGGCGCACACCCACACCUUCGUCUUCCUCCACGGCCGAGGCGACAACACCACCAACUUCAUUGCGUCGCUCGCCCACUCCCGAGACUCGCGCGGGCAGACCCUGCUGGGGGCGUUUCCCAGUUUCCGCUGGGUGUUUCCCCAGGCACCCAUGCGCCGGUGCGCGAGCGUGCCCGAUACAUUUCCGCAGUGGUUCGACGUCUGGGACCCGCGCGACUUUGCCCUCAACGAGGACCUGCAGGUCGAGGGACUCAAGGAAAUGGUACCCCAAAUUCGAGACAUCCUGGCCGAUGAGGCAGCCGCCCUGGGCGGCCGUUGGGACCGCGUCAUCCUGGCCGGCAUCAGCAUGGGAGCGGCCACCUGCAUCCACACGCUCUUCAACCUCGAUAUUCCUACCCCGGAAGCCAGACUGGGUGCCUUUGUCGGCUUCUCCGCUCGCUGCCCGUUUGCCGGACGCUCACUCGCGGGCAUGCGCGAGCUGCUCAGCCUGCCCAACGUUCCUGCGCACAACAACGUCUUGGCCAACACGCCCAUCUUGCUCGAACACUGCGUGGACGACCCGUUGGUUCUGGUGCAGAAUGGCCGAGGUCUGCGCGAUGUGCUGACGUCCUUCGGAUCGCAGGUCGCCUGGAGAGAAUAUCCAAGCGGAGGCCAUUGGUUCAAUGCACCUGCAGGCAUGGAUGAUGUCGUUGCAUUUUUGACACACGUACUGCAGCAAAACCAAUAA
Molecule: messenger RNA, 762 nt
Organism: Cordyceps militaris CM01
Lineage: Eukaryota; Fungi; Ascomycota; Sordariomycetes; Hypocreales; Cordycipitaceae
Product: Phospholipase/carboxylesterase
Exons: 1
Coding region: 1-762 (253 amino acids)
Biological process (GO): protein depalmitoylation
Cellular component (GO): cytoplasm
Molecular function (GO): palmitoyl-(protein) hydrolase activity; carboxylic ester hydrolase activity
Source: RefSeq, a predicted model, not a curated record